Messenger RNA from Momordica charantia (bitter melon), 1822 nucleotides. RefSeq lists its product as uncharacterized. The record is from RefSeq and is a predicted model, not a curated record. NCBI's taxonomy places the organism in Eukaryota, Viridiplantae, Streptophyta, Magnoliopsida, Cucurbitales, Cucurbitaceae.
GGUUUCGAGGGUUAUUGUACAAACCAAAGAGUAACUCAAAGAGCAUCAUCACCAUUACAAUCCAAAGAAAAUGUUUGGACUUGGAGAGCUGAUGGCAAAGGUAGAAGAGGAAAGGUUGGAAGCCAUGUACCAAAGGAGAACAGAGGCAGAAGAAAGGAAUCGCGACGAUGGCGAUCACAUAAUCCCACGCCAUUUUGCAAUCAAAUCCAAAUACAACGACAAGUACCUCCGCUAUGUAAGCUACGACGACGACCAACUAUUCGACGGUCUUCUCCAGUUCACGGGCGAAAGAAUGAUAAGCCCAUACACGAAGUUCGAAGUCGAGUAUUCAGACAUUGGGAAGGGGUAUGUCCAAAUAAGAUGUUGUUACAACAACAGAUAUUUGGUUCGUCACCGUAUUGACACAUCGUAUAUCGUUGCAGCUGCCUCUGAACCCGUAAAUGACCUUUCAGAUUGGAGAUGUACGUUAUUCGAACCGACCUACGAUCGCCAUCACAAGGCGUAUCAUUUUCGCCAUGUUCAGCUUGAUGCUAACGUGUAUAUAUACGACUUCAAUCCCGACAUCUCCUACAUUCUCAAUGCGUCUCCUUCCGAAAAUUACAAUGACCCUAAAGUAUCACUCUUUCCCAUCGUCGAUUGGGACUCCAUCUAUAUACUGCCGAGACAUGUGGCCUUCAAGGGGAACAAUGGGAAGUAUCUCAAGUUUAUAGGGCCAAAGCUUCAAUUUUCAAGUUCUGAUAUUAAGGAUUCGUCAGUUGCACAUGAGAUCUUCCCUACAAAAGAUGGGAAUAUUCAUAUAAGGCAUGAUGAAUCUGGCAAGUUCUGGAUCCGUGAUCCUGAUUGGAUACACGCCCAAUCAAACGAUGCUAAUAGCAAUGAUCCCAACACCUUGUUUUGGCCCGUCAAAGUUGAAGACGACGUCGUGGCUCUUCGUAACUUGGGUAACCAUCGUUUCUGCAAGAGACUCACCAUCGAGGGAAAAUGGGAUUGUUUGAACGCUAGUGCGUUUUCCCUUACCGACGAAGCGCGAAUGGUGGUAGAAGAGAUUGUAGUCUCAAGGACCAUUGACAAUGUGGAGUAUAGGCUCAAUGAUGCUAGAAUCUAUGGCCAAAAGAUAGUGUCGAUGGCGAAAGGAGAUGCUAUCAACACGACGAAAGAAACUGACAUAGUAACCUUUAAAUUCUCUUAUGAGAACAAAACUAAGACAAACUGGACUUCCACCCUCUCAACAAAUAUUGGUGUGACCACAAAAUUUCAAGCUGGGGUUCCUAUUGUCGGAAAGGGAAAGAUUGAAGUUUCAGCUGAGAUCGGGAGUGGAUAUGAAUGGGGAGAAACCCAUAAACACAAAAAUACAAUUGAACUUAAUUACCCUGUGACUGUGCCUCCAAUUUCUAGGGUGAAGAUUAAUGCUGUGGUAAAACAAGGGAUGUGCCAAGUUCCUUUCUCAUACCGUAGAACUGAUCUUCUCAAAAAUGGCCGACGAGUUGUUCAUCAUCUUCAUGAUGGACUUUUCAGUGGUGUAAACUCCUACGACUAUGAAUUCAUGUCUAAAGUUGUGCCAAUGGAGUCUGUAGAAGGGUAAUAUUGUUACGGUAAUUUCUAGAGUGAAUUUUAUGGCUCUGUUUCUUUAAGGUAAUUUUCUCUCUUGUAAAGAAUAAUGGUUGCAAAACCAAGUUUAAAUCUCGUUUGGGAGUGUGUGGUAUGUUUUGGUGUUUAUUUCUGUGAUGUAAUUUUUGUAAUUUUAUAUUUGGAUGUGUAAUAAUGAACUAAGUUUCUUGAUGGUCAUUUGAAUAUUUCUAUUUAUGCAGUGGUCAAUUUUACA